UGAUCGUUACAAAGGAUGAUGCUAUCACAUCGAGCCUGUUGCUGGGGAAGACAACCAAUGGAUCUGUUAUGUAGCUUAUCCAUUAGACCUAUUUGAAGAGGGUUCCGUUACUAACAUGUUUACUUCCAUUGUAGGUAACGUAUUUGGUUUCAAAGCCCUACGUGCUCUACGUUUGGAGGAUCUACGAAUUCCCCCUACUUAUUCAAAAACUUUCCAAGGCCCGCCUCAUGGUAUCCAAGUUGAAAGAGAUAAGUUGAACAAGUACGGUCGUCCUUUAUUGGGAUGUACUAUUAAACCAAAAUUGGGAUUAUCCGCAAAAAAUUAUGGUAGAGCGUGUUAUGAGUGUCUACGUGGUGGACUUGAUUUUACCAAAGAUGAUGAAAACGUAAACUCACAACCAUUUAUGCGCUGGAGAGACCGUUUUGUCUUUUGUGCCGAAGCUAUUUAUAAAUCACAGGCCGAAACCGGUGAAAUCAAGGGGCAUUACUUGAAUGCGACUGCGGGUACAUGUGAAGAAAUGAUUAAGAGAGCUGUAUUUGCAAGAGAAUUAGGGGUUCCUAUUGUAAUGCAUGACUACUUAACUGGGGGAUUCACCGCAAAUACUACUUUGGCUCAUUAUUGCCGCGACAAUGGCCUACUUCUUCACAUUCACCGUGCAAUGCAUGCAGUUAUUGAUAGACAGAAAAAUCAUGGUAUGCAUUUCCGUGUAUUAGCUAAAGCAUUGCGUAUGUCUGGGGGAGAUCAUAUCCACUCCGGUACAGUAGUAGGUAAGUUAGAAGGGGAACGCGAAAUGACUUUAGGUUUUGUUGAUUUAUUGCGCGAUGAUUUUAUUGAAAAAGAUCGUGCUCGCGGUAUCUUUUUCACUCAGGACUGGGUAUCCAUGCCAGGUGUUAUACCGGUAGCUUCAGGUGGUAUUCAUGUUUGGCAUAUGCCAGCUCUGACCGAAAUCUUUGGGGACGAUUCUGUAUUACAAUUUGGUGGAGGAACUUUAGGACAUCCUUGGGGAAAUGCACCUGGUGCAGCAGCUAAUCGAGUGGCUUUAGAAGCCUGUGUACAAGCUCGUAACGAAGGGCGCGAUCUUGCUCGCGAAGGUAAUGAAAUUAUCCGAGCAGCUUGCAAAUGGAGUCCUGAACUAGCCGCAGCUUGUGAAAGUAUGGAAGGCGAUCAAAUUCGAGUUCGAGCCGGUAGAUACUAUUGAUUAACUAGAUAAAACUAAAGAUAAAGAAGGUAUAAAUAAAAAAGAAACGAAAUAAAAAGAGAAAAAAA
Molecule: messenger RNA, 1266 nt
Organism: Triticum urartu
Lineage: Eukaryota; Viridiplantae; Streptophyta; Magnoliopsida; Poales; Poaceae
Source: RefSeq, a predicted model, not a curated record